GGGUUUUUCUGUAGUUAGCCUAUACCGGGCGGCUCACUGAGUGUCAUGUCGGAGGCGAGCGCUCAACCACCGGUGAAUUUUAAAUCUCGAGCCGCUCUUUAGAACGUAGUUAGCCUAGCAGCUAGCUAGCCGUGUUUCCCAUAGAUAAACCUGUGAAUGCUAAAAUGGUUCGGCGUUAAAGUCUCAGGUUUAUCAAGGAACAAUACAUAAACACCACUUUACCACCGAAAAGGCCAGCUACCUUGCAUUGUACCAAUGAUUGCUAACCAACGUAGUUCGUCAUUGUUGCACAAUGACAAAGCUCAUAGCCCAUUUGGGCAGUAUUGUUAGCUACGUUUUGCCGUUACCAUGGAGUUUGUGGUUACCAUGCAUACACGCCUCAGAAUGAGACAUUCUGAACGUGUUCAUAAGAAAUACGACAUUAUUUACUUUCCGAACAUUUGUUUCAAAAACAGGCAAUGAACAAUGACCAUAGUUGACAGAUCUUCAGAGAAAUCUGACCUAGAGUCAGUCGGGUGCAAGCGCUCAGGAUCGCUGAACUUUCCUGGCGGUGACGGGAACGGGAUGGACAGUGCCUGCUCCAGCUGGGGGGCGGGGGGGCCCUCGUCUUCCGACACCCCCAGGGUGAAGACAGGGGGCUGCAUGGGCCCCACCCCUGGAGCCACAGUCUACAGCAGCAGUGCAGACAGGCCCAAGGAGCAAGUGGUGCUGACCAGUGGGGACGGUAUCGCCCUGCCACAGAAGGUGCUGUUCCCAGCCGAGCGGCUUAGCCUGAAGUGGAACCAGGUCCACCACAUCGGAUCAGGUCUCCAGAACCUGGGAAACACCUGCUUCCUCAACUCGGCUCUGCAGUGUCUCACCUAUACCGCUCCCCUCACUAACUACAUGCUGUCCCGGGAGCACUCUAAAACAUGUCAUGAGCCUGGGUUCUGUAUGAUGUGCACAAUGCAGAAUCACAUCACCCAGGUCUUCGCCAACUCUGGGAAUGUCAUCAAGCCCAUUGGAGUCCUCAACGAGCUCAAACGGAUUGCAAAGCAUUUUCGCUUUGGCAGCCAAGAGGACGCCCAUGAGUUCCUGCGGUACACAGUGGACGCUAUGCAAAAGUCCUGCCUGCCUCUAAACAAAUUGGACAGGCAAACGCAGGCAACCAGUUUCAUCCAUCAAGUCUUUGGAGGGUAUCUACGGUCCAGAGUAAAAUGUUUCAACUGCAAAGCGGUCUCUGACACGUUUGACCCUUAUUUGGAUGUUGCUUUGGAAAUAAAGACUGCUCCCAGUAUCACAAAGGCCCUGGAGCAGUUUGUUAAGCCUGAGCAGCUAGAUGGAGAGAAUGCCUACAGAUGCGCUAAGUGUAAGAAGAUGGUUCCAGCCUCUAAGAGAUUCACCAUCCACCGCAGCGCUAAUGUGCUCACCAUCUCACUGAAGCGAUUCGCCAACUACAACGGGGGCAAGAUCGCUAAGGACGUGAGGUAUGCGGAGUGCCUAGACUUGCGUCCCUUCAUGUCUCAGUCCCACGGCGAGCCCCAGGUCUAUGUGCUCUAUGCUGUCCUGGUGCACUCUGGCUUCAGUUGCCACGCUGGGCACUACUACUGCUAUGUCAAGGCUAGCAAUGGCCAGUGGUACCAGUUGAAUGACUCCUCUGUGUUGGUCAGUGACAUCAGGUCAGUCCUCAACCAGCAGGCUUACGUCCUCUUCUACAUCAGGUCACCUGAUCUGAAGAACGGAGGGGACUACAAUCACACGAGUCGGACCCCGGGGCCCCUCGGCCAGUCGUCCCCCCGCCCCAUCCUCACACCCCGGGUCAACAUUGGGCCACGACACACCAACACUGGCUUCAUAGGGCCACAGCUGCCCCCACACAUGGCUAAGAACAUCUUUCACGUCAAUGGGAACGGCUCGCUAAGGGACUACUCCUCUGGCUCUAAGCCCAGCACCAGCAGUGACAGCAGCAUGGGCAAGACUAGCUACAGCCCGCUCGCCACCUCUUCCUCCCAUCCUCUCAGCCGUCCCACAGGCAUCCCUGACCCCGCCAAGCGCCAGAAGCUCUCCUUCUUCAUAGGUCAGGGCAAACAGAUCCGCCCCUCAUCAUCCUCGUACGCCGAGCCGUCCUCUUCAUCACAGUCUACAUCAGACAUGUCUACGCCCCGGGAUCCUCGCGUUAACGGCACUCCCUCCGGUAAUGGUCACGGGGCGUCGUUGCUGGUGCCGUACGGCCAGGAGUCGUCAGAGGAGUCGGACCAGGAGGGAGGCAGUGGUCUGGGGAACGGCACGGCUAAGCCUCACGUUAACGGGAGGAAGGGCGAGACCAUCUACGGCCCCGUCCCCAGAGUGCUGGCCCUCAAGACCAACGGCAUCGGUAACGGCCAGGCUACCAUGCACCGUAACGGGACCAACAGCUUCUCCAAACUCAGCCAGAACGGACACUGCAACAUCAAUGGCAUCAAACACCCUGAGAAGAUCCACGGUAACGGUCAUGCGAUGUCGCCCGGUUUGGGUUCCAGCAUGUCUAAUGGGGUGGAGGCUCACCACAGUGGCCCAAGCAAAGAGGUGUAUUGCGCCACCCCCAGCCAGGCCAGCACCUCUCAAGGCCUGCACAGUGCCGACAUCGACAGCCGCCUCUCCCUCACCCCAGAGAAAAGGGCUAAAACUCACUCUGGCCCCCUCCCUCACCACGCACCAUCAACUGCUGCUAAACCUCCAUCCUCAAUGGCUGAUGUUGGAGCUAAACCACUUACCGCCUUGAGGGAAUCCAGCUCCAACCCUGGGGUCUUAUUCCUCCAGCCCACCCCCCGCGCCCUCAGUACCCCAGCCCUCUCCGGACCAGGCCUGGGGGCCACGAAAGGCCUCGGAGCCCCACACAGGGGAUCUGGGGAGGACGUCAGGGAGACCCAGAACAGCCCAGCUGCAGGGCUGGAUGGAAAGCCCAGCUCCAGAGAGGGAAGAGACCAGAUGUACUCUUCCGAUCGGGAGGAGAAAGGCGGGUUGAACUCUUCCGAUCGGGAUAAGGAGAAAGGCCGACUACAUUCUUCAGACCGCGAUAGGGAUCGAGACCGGCUGUACUCUUCUGACCGGGAUAAAAACGGAGAAGGGGAUAGGUACCACCGGGACAGGAGCCGUGAACGCAACCGGGACCAUGACUCAGACCACUACCGGCACCGGCGAGAUCACCGAGACAGAGACCACCACCGGUCGUACCGGGACCGCUCGCUCAGCCGGGACAGACACCGGAACUGGGAGUCUGAGGCAUUCCUCUCGCAGCGACGCUAUCACCCCAGAGAGAGGGACAGGGACCGCUGUCACCACCAUUACCACCACAGAAUGAGAGAGGACAGGAAAAGUGACAGGAGGGAGCACAGCCACCACAGCCUCCCACACAGAGAGGAGCCUCAUGGACGCUCAAGGUGGAGGGAUGAAGGUAAAGAGAGGGGUUACUACCCUUCACAGGAGACCCCCCUGCCCACCCCACUGAGCUCCAGCACCAAGCCCAGUCAGUCCCUCCCUCGCCCAGCCCUUUCCCCAGCCCAGGAGAAACAACCCGAGCCUCACAGAGAGGAGAGAAAGGACAGCUCUGAGGAGCGUCGGGCCAAGAAACCCAAGAAGAGCAAGAAGAAGAAGUCCAAGGACAGAGAGAGGCACCGAGAGAAUAGGACCUUUGACGUGGAUUCCUCUGACAGGGCAGCCGACGGCAGCAGUUCCUCCAAACACAAGAAAAGUAGGAGGUACGACAAUGACACAGAGGAUGAGAAGUCGGGGGGUGAGAUCCGCUCUACCCAGAGUUCCGAGGGGCACCGUGACCCCAAUGCCCCCCGGGAGGGUCGCAGGGCAAGCAGCAGCGACGAUGAGAGGGCGAGCAAGAAGCGACGUUACCAGGACGAUGGCUAUGACAACAGCUACCCCAAGAAACGCCAUCGCGCCGAUGACAACGACAGCUCCUUCUCCUCUCGUGAUGGAUCACCAACAGCAGCUCCUCAAAACGCAUCGCACCGCCACUUCAACGAACACACAGGUAAUGGCUUAGGUCAACCCAAUGGAAACUCCCACGAAUGUUCUACCAAUGGACUGUGCAAUGACCUUAGACAGUAGAUUUUCUCUGUUUGACCAGAGACACAGAACAAUACUUGGAAUACUUUACUUUAAAUAUCAACCUUUAUAUAAAAGUGAAAUUCAACGGCAACAGGAAUGUCAUCCCGAAUAUUUGAACGUGGUGCUGUAUUAUUGGGAAUAUACUGUAUUUUUACCACAUGAGAAAUUAAGAUUCUACUAGAUUCUCUUUUUUAAAGAUUUUUUUUUUCAAAUUCACUCUUCAGCGGUGUACACUUGUCACUCAAUGUACAUUAUGAUAAAUAAUUAACAAAAGAAUAAGCUGCACAGUGGAAGACUCAGGACUUUGUUCAAACGAGACUUAUUCCUCCUCAGAGAACUGAUCAACUGGUUAAAUAAUCCAAAAAGAGGAAGACGAAUAGUUUUGUUGCCUAGGAGAUGACCUGUUUGAUAGGACAUCAGUUGGCUACAAGUUUGUCACCAUUAUCCACAUAUCUGUAUAGGUGGAGGUAUAAAACCUCUCUGAUGGAGGGAAAUGUUAUGGAGUGAGUAGUGUCUGGAGAAGGAGGAGCUGGCCUGGGCCCCAUGCAGCUGGGCUGUUGUGACUACAUGUGCACUUAACACAACUCCACCUACCCUGGAGAGACUUCAGGACAGCUCUUUGUUACUUUCUAAAGCCUAAGAUCGUCUCUCUGAAUCCUUCACAGGAGAAGAAAGAUUUCCCUCGCUCUCACUGAGAUUUCCAAUGAUUUUAACUUGUUAUUCAAGCAUGAAAAAAAAGCGGAAAAUUAAUCAUGUUACCACUUAUGGCUUUGGACCUGUGUUUCUGCUUUUAAACAAAUUCUGUUUUCUAGCAUCCAUAACAAAUACUGUGAAUUUAAUUUUGAACUGUACUAUCAGUUAUUUUUUUUUAUACAUAAGUCCUGUAUCAGGAAUACAAAUAGAGAAUAGUUUUGUUUUAGAGAAUUACCACGAUGUAAUUUAGACCUUGUUCUAUGGACACAAGUCAGUGAAAUGGGUAGGAUGGUUUGCUUGUUUUGGUUUUUUUCUACCUAAAAACACAAUGUUCAUGUUAACAUGUUUUUAGUUCUACAAUAGCAUGUCAAAUUUAUACAUUGUACAAGGUAUAUAAAAAGCCGUAAAUACA
This is a messenger RNA of Salmo salar (Atlantic salmon), 5185 nucleotides long. RefSeq names its product ubiquitin carboxyl-terminal hydrolase 42. Gene Ontology annotation, biological process: protein deubiquitination; regulation of apoptotic process. Gene Ontology annotation, molecular function: cysteine-type deubiquitinase activity. Gene Ontology annotation, cellular component: cytosol; nucleus. NCBI's taxonomy places the organism in Eukaryota, Metazoa, Chordata, Actinopteri, Salmoniformes, Salmonidae. The record is from RefSeq and is a predicted model, not a curated record.